Messenger RNA from Ipomoea nil (Japanese morning glory), 2225 nucleotides. RefSeq names its product phosphate transporter PHO1 homolog 10-like. Gene Ontology annotation, cellular component: trans-Golgi network; plasma membrane; Golgi apparatus. Gene Ontology annotation, molecular function: inositol hexakisphosphate binding. Gene Ontology annotation, biological process: phosphate ion transport; cellular response to phosphate starvation. The record is from RefSeq and is a predicted model, not a curated record. Bases 118 to 2139 code for a protein of 673 amino acids. The transcript is spliced from 13 exons. NCBI's taxonomy places the organism in Eukaryota, Viridiplantae, Streptophyta, Magnoliopsida, Solanales, Convolvulaceae.
CUCUAAUCUCCAUAAUAUAAUACUGUGUUGAAUGAUCUCUGCGCUCUAGCUGUGCUUCCAGAAUCCAUCCAGCUGAAAUUAUAUUUGAUUUUUAGAAGAAACCAUAAUCCAUGCAAAAUGAAGUUGAAGGUGGGCGGUGGCGAGUGGGAAGAAGCAUGUAUGGAUUAUAAUGGACUGAAACGCAGGUUAGAAGAGAUGAUGAGACGAGGAGCCUCAAAAGGUGUUGAUGGGGUGGCGGAUAUUGAGUGCCAAACGGAUGCUGAAACAGAGGAUAGUGAUAUAGUGUUGUUGAAGAAGGUGGAUGAAGAGCUGAAGAAAGUUUGCGAAUUUUACAAAGAAAAGGUGAAUGAAGUGAUGGAAGAAGGUGGUGCUCUCCUGAAACAAAUGGAUGCAAUAGUUAAUUUGAGAAGCAAGGUGAAGGAGUGCCAAAAUGGCCUCUCAAAACCACCAGUUUCUGACUUGACAGACAUGAUUAUGUGUAAUGAUGAUGAUGAAGAUCAGAAACCCCCACCAGCAGAUUCCUCAGAAUCAAAUGUAAAAGAGAUCUUGGAGGAGUUUGAAGCAAAAAAUAAUUCCAGUUUCAGCAAAGAAGAGCUCAAGCAAGUUGAAAGGUGCUUGGAACUUGGCUUCUUGGAUUUCUGUCGCCAGGUUCAUCGAUUGAAGCAAUACAGUUUUGUGAACCUGUCAGCAUUUUCAAAGAUCCUCAACAAAUAUGAUCAGAUUGCAUCAACAACUACAACACAACCAUUCAUGACAAAGGUGGAAAACUCUUACUUGGCAAAUUCUGAUGAGAUCACUGAUCUCCUUAACAAGGUGGAGCAUAAACUUGCUAAACACUUUCCGUAUUCUAAGAGCAAAGAAGGCAAGAGGUUAUUGAGGCCUGAAAAGAAAAGAGACAAACACAGCAUAACAUUUCUUUCUGGACUUCUCCUCGGUUGCUCCAUUGCCCUGUUUGUUGCUGUGGUGUUGCUUGUACAAACAAGAAAGUUGCUUGAUAAAGAGAGUGCCAAAAUUUACAUGGAUAACAUAUUUCCUCUUUAUAGUUUAUAUGCAUUUAUCAUCUUGCAUAUGCUAGUUCAUGCUGCAGACAUAUACUUUUGGCGGCGCUACAGAAUCAACUAUCCAUUCUUGUUCAAUUUGAAGCAGGGAACAGAGUUAGGGUACCGCGAGAUUUUCGUUAUAAGUAGUGCUCUUGCAGUAUUGGUCCUUUCUACUUUCCUGGUGCAAUUGCACAUUAGAAUGGACUCCAAGGUCCAAGAAAACGAGUCUCGCAUUGAACUGGUUCCUCUGGUGCUACUGAUUGUUGUUUUUAUCAUCAUUUUCUGCCCUUUCAACAUCUUUUACCGUUCAACUCGUUUCUUCAUUAUCGGGUGUUUCUUUCGCUGUCUUUGUGCUCCCUUCUUCAAGGUUACACUCCCGGAUUCUUUCUUGGGAGAUCAGCUUACCAGCCAGGUACAAACCAUUAGAAAUUUGCAGCAUUAUGUUUGCUUCUAUGGUUGGAGAAGUGCCACUCAGAAACAAACCAAAUGCCAAAGCAUCAAUGCCUACAUUGCAUUCUUUUACAUUCUCCCCAUCAUACCAUAUUGGCUUCGCUUUCUCCAGAGCAUUCGGCGAAUGAUUGAACAGAAAAAGGCGAUGCAUGGAUUCACUGCAGCGAGGUUCAUUAUAACAGUAAUGGCAGUUGUUUUUCAGACAAUGUGUAGAUUGAAGAAGGGGAAGAUUUGGAAAGUUUUAGGUUUGGUCAGCACAGUUGUUACAGUUAUAGUGAAUACAUAUUCGGAUAUAGUACUUGACUGGGGUCUUCUUCGGUGGAAAUCAAAGAACAAGCUCCUGAGAGACAAGCUUUUGGUACCACAUAAAACUCCAUACUUCAUAGCCAUUGUUCUGGUUGUCAUUUUGAGGGUUGCGUGGCUACAGCAGGUAUUCGACUUCGAUAUGCGGCCGAUGCGCAGGCAAAUUACGCCUUUCAUGAUCACAGUCUUGGAGAUUCUUCGUCGAGGGAUUUGGAACUUCUUCUGGUUGGAGAAUGAGCAGGUGAACAAUGUUGGGAAGUAUCGAGCAUUCAAGUCUGUUCCUCCUCUUCCAUUAAGAUACUGCAAUAAAGAUGAUAACGAUAAAGAUGGGCAGAAAGGUGACUAGGCAGUUACGUUAUAUAUAGUGUCUUAUUAUACUUCUUUCUUCCCAAUGUCUUAUUAUACUCAACCACUAAUGAUUUGUAUUCUGGA